GGAAUCGGCUCCUCUUUCCCAUCCUUCGAACAUGUCGGUCUUUUAAAGUAGACUAACCUUCGCGUUCCAGCCUUCAGGGUUCUCACUCUCUCUCUACCCUGAAAAUUCGACCCACUGAAUUCUUAAGCGCGAAGCAGAGAAAUGGGCGACCGCUUCUUCCCGAAUGUGAUGCCAGACUUCAUAGCAGAAUCAACAACUGAAACCCAAGAACAAGAAGUCAGUACUGCAGCCCAUGACUCUCUAACGAAGCUCCUCUCCUUGCCCUAUCAUUCUCUCUCUGAGCGCUUUAAACGCACCGCUUUGGACCUCAAAGAAACUAUUUUGUUGGAGACGUGGGGAAUGACUGGGCAACGAGUGCAAGACUUUACGCUGUAUUGUGGAACUCUUGGGACUGCUUUUUUUCUUUUCAAAGCUUACCUAAUCACUAACAACAAGAAUGAUCUUGCUCUCUGCGCUCAGAUUGUUAAGGCUUGUGACUCUGCUUCUUUCCAUUCUAGAGGUGUGACUUUUCUAUGUGGGCGAGCUGGUGUAUGUGCACUUGGGGCAGUGGUGGCAAAGCACGCUGGUGAUGAGCAGCUGCUUAAUGACUAUUUGGCUCAAUUUAGAGAGAUUAAGCUGCCAAGAGAUCUACCUGAUGAGUUGUUAUAUGGGAGAGCUGGGUUCUUAUGGGCAUGCUCGUUCAUAAACAAACAUAUUGGUGCCGGGACAAUUCCUUCUACGUACACUGGUGCAGUUGUGAAUGAAAUCAUCAAGAAUGGAAGAGCAUUGGCUAAGAGAGGAAGAUGCCCAUUGAUGUUUGAAUGGUAUGGAGAAAAGUAUUGGGGUGCUGCACAUGGAUUGGCUGGGAUAAUGCAUGUUUUGAUGGACAUGGAUUUGAAACCGGAUGAGGUUGAGGAUGUAAAGGGGACUCUUAGGUACAUGAUUAAUAAUCACUUCCCUAGUGGCAACUACCUCGUUAGUGAAGGGGAUAGAAACAGAGAUGUUCUUGUGCAUUGGUGUCAUGGAGCUCCUGGAGUUGCCCUCACGCUUGUCAAAGCAGCCAAGGUUUUUGGAGAUGAGGAAUUUCUGAAAGCAGCUGCAGAUGCAGCAGAGUUAGUGUGGAACCGUGGGCUGCUCAAGCGAGUUGGGAUUUGUCAUGGCAUUAGUGGGAAUGCAUAUGUGUUCCUCUCCCUUUACCAACUUACAGGCAAUCUUGAGUUCUUAUACAGGGCUAAAGCUUUUUCUUGCUUUCUGCUCGACAGAGCCUACAAACUCAUUGCAGAGGGAGAGAUGCAUGGAGGUGAUAACCCCUACUCAUUGUUUGAAGGGACUGGAGGCAUGGCUUAUCUUUUUCUUGACUUGAUUGAUCCCUCUCAGGCUAAAUUUCCAGCUUAUGAUCUCUAAAAAUAUUUAUACGAUGGAAGGGAGCUUAUGUAUAAAAAUUUAGUUUGCUCACAAUAUUCAGUUCUUGUAUAUAUAAUCUGAUCAAACUUUGGUUCUAACAUUGCAAUCGUGUUAUUUCCUAGUGGGAAUCUCAUGUUAAACUUUACCUCUUUAAACAAGCUGAUUUUGAGUUUA
Messenger RNA from Carya illinoinensis, 1557 nucleotides. Its product is annotated as lanC-like protein GCL2. The transcript has 6 exons. NCBI's taxonomy places the organism in Eukaryota, Viridiplantae, Streptophyta, Magnoliopsida, Fagales, Juglandaceae. Gene Ontology annotation, biological process: peptide modification; carbohydrate metabolic process. The record is from RefSeq and is a predicted model, not a curated record. Gene Ontology annotation, cellular component: plasma membrane. Bases 142 to 1383 code for a protein of 413 amino acids.